AUGGAGCAAGAUUCUAUUGUAGAAUUUUUAGGAGAAACGUUGGUGUCGAAAUCGGGUGAGAUCGUACAAACUCGUUCAUUGUACGAAAAAAAUGAGUUUAUUGGAUUGUACUAUUCUGCACACUGGUGCCCAUCCUGCAUUGCUUUUACUCCUGAACUCGUCUUGUUUUACAGAAAUUUUAAUAAGUCCGGCAAGAAAGGCUUAUUUGAAAUAAUUUACAUCAGUUCAGACUAUACUGAAAAGCAAUAUAAGGAUCAUAUGAACUCGAUGCCAUGGCUUUCUCUUCCCUUUUCAGACAGACAACGUCCAAUGGAUCUUGCACGAAAAUAUCGUGUGCAGAGCAUUCCAGCUCUUGUUAUCAUUGAAGCUAAUUCAGGGAAACUGAUAACUUCAUUUGGUCGUGCUUGUGUUAUGGAUGAUCCUCUUGGCCUUUGUUUUCCAUGGAAGAUGAGACAUUCAACAGAAGUUCUUACUGAAAUUUCUCUGAUAUCUGCAACUAAUGGAAGAGUGUCAUUUGAUACCAUUUCAGAUAGCAUCAAAGGCCUUUACUUCUCAGCUCACUGGUGCCCUCCUUGUAAAGCUUUUACUCCCAUUUUAGUCAAAUUGUACAAAAAACUUAAAAAAGCUGGCAAGAAAUUUGAAAUUAUUUUUGUGAGUUCUGAUCGCAGUGAACAAUCUUUUAAGCAGUAUUUUUCUACAAUGCCUUGGCUUGCUGUGCCUUUUUCAGAGGAGAAAAAAAGGAAAGAAUUGGGUUAUGUCUACGGUGUUGGAGGUAUACCUAGCCUUAUCUUACUUGAUGAAAGCAACUUUGUUAUAACAAAGGAAGGUCGGCUGGAAGUAAAUGAAGAUCCUGAUGGAGAAGAUUUUCCUUGGAAGCCGAAACUGGUUGAUGAACUUGCAGAAAAGCACUUUUCCAAAUUGAAUGAAGAACCAUGCCUCAUCUUUUUUACAUCAUGCGAAGAGAAAGAAAUGGAAUUAGCUCACUUUGCCUUGUUGCCAGUUGCUGAAGAAUAUGAAGCAAGAUUGAAGCGGGCUUCAAUUGAAGAAAAUCCUAUACCAAAAUUAAAUUUUUUCUAUGCUGGAGAUGCUGAAAUUUGUGAUUCCGUUCGAGACAUAAUCGGAUUUGGCGAUGAGUCUCCAUUUCUAGUCAUUUUGGACAUAGCCAAUAGUAAGAAAUACAUUCAUGAUAAAAAAGACGCUAUAUCCUCUGAGACCAUCGGAAAAUUUGUUAGAGAUUUCCUCUCACAAAAACUGAUGCCAUGUGUUAUUGGCAAUUAA
Uloborus diversus is the source of this 1278-nucleotide messenger RNA. Its product is annotated as nucleoredoxin-like. The transcript is spliced from 7 exons. NCBI's taxonomy places the organism in Eukaryota, Metazoa, Arthropoda, Arachnida, Araneae, Uloboridae. The record is from RefSeq and is a predicted model, not a curated record. The coding region runs from base 1 to 1278 and encodes 425 amino acids.